CAGUAAAAUUUAUUGCAAUUUGUUGGAUUUUAUUACGAACACUAUGAAAACUGGCAACUGACUUUAUUUGUACAUAGAAAAACAGUAACGCAUAUAUUCUGAAAAGUCAAAAUCAAAUAAAUGUCCUUAGCGGGAAACGAAACCGGGACCUCUAGUCUAGCUUCUACUAAUGCUGACUCGGCAAGAACCCGAUAAAUUGUAAGUGUCCUUUGACAUGACAUGAAAAACUUCGAAACAUUUUAAUAUCACCAGAUUUCCAAAUUAUUAGAGCCCAACUGGGGAAGUACCUCCACCUUACAGAAAACCGCUGCCAAAUGACACUGGACCCUACUCAUAGUGUUGUGUUCCUGCCGGUGAGUAACGUUGCCAGAGCUUAGGAUCGGCAACGCGCAUGUUGCACUGGAGUUGCAGGCGUCCAUAGGCUACGGAGACUGCUUACCAUCAGGCCGUAUGCUUGUUUGCCACCGACAUAUAUAUAAAAAAACUAGUUAAAUAAAACGAAGGGCCUGAGUGCCCCGAGUUGGACGCGUGAGUCAGUAGACAUCUAACUUUAGCCGGGCAAGUAAUAAGCGAUGACUGACAAUCCGAUAGUGGACGACCACCCCAAAUAAACCAACGCAUUAGCGUUUUGUUGCUUUAUCUAGGAAUUUUAAGUAAUACUUUCUGGAAUUAGUGGUCACUGUGGUCAGAGUCAGAGCACUAAUGAUGGGUGAUAACAAUAGUUGACAAAUCACAAAAUACAUACGGUAAUUUAUUGAAUACCAUAACGACCUGUACUAAAAUAAGCACAAAUAAGUACAGAUUCCUUUAUGAUUAUUUUGCAAUAUUUGUUUGUAAAAAAUCCAAUCCAAAAAUUAGAGGCAAGUGUCUGCCAAAAAAAAAAGUAAGUAAGUAUCUACUAAAAUAUCUUACUUUGUUCGAGGUCUGGGGCGCAGGUCUGUAGUUAUGUACUGUAGGUAGUCAUGACAUGUCACGGGCAAUUGUUGUUUUGGAAAAGUUGCCAAAAUAUCAUAUAAGAUACCUAGUCGUAACUUGAUAAAACGACAUCUCCAACUUCUCAGCUCGAUUUAUUAGAUUUAUUGUCGAUGUUAAGAGUUCCAAAACUUCCCGACCGGAAAUGGUCGAACGGAGCGUGCCGGAAACACGAACAAACAUCCCAACUUAGUGAAAAAAAAAAAAACCAAAACAAAUGCAUUGCGCUUUGGAGCGCCAUUCGCGUGUUUAUUAUUAGCGGUGCAUAAACAAGGUUACAUGGGCCCGUAUCGAUGCGUUUAAAAAGCUAACCCGUCCUGCAAGAAAAGGACGGGAGUUGAGCACGUGGGAAGUGGAUUCCGAACGCACGCACCCCCUCCCGCGCUCGCGCCCCCUCUCCUCAAGGCGCCGCGCGCAGUCAGUCGCGCGCCGACCGUUGAAUCGGUAACACGUACUAAAAUUUCGGGCCAGUGUGUACAGCAACCGCCCUAACGUUGUGCAGUGACCAAGUGGGACCGUUGUGAUUUGUUGUGUGACGUAUAGUUAGUGAGACAGUGUUGUGCACUAUGCGGCUGUACGCCAAGUUAUGAAUGGUCUGGAUAAGUGCUUCUUCGAUCAACGUGAGUCUCAGCAACAUGGAGAUGACUGCAGCUACAGUUAUAUAAGCCUGGGCCGGCUCCACCCGUACGGCUCGGGCAGUGGCAGCGGCUCCAGCUGCGGCAGCGGGCGGCGCGCGCGCAGCCGAGGGCUGUCCGACUCGCCCGCGCCCACCACGCCCACCUCCACCGACAACGCCUCCGACGCCACACUCACGGACUCGGAGCUGCCGACGGCGAGGGACUCCACUCUGCUUGUGCAAAACGGCAUGCUGAGAUCUACAUACGACCGCUCAGACCACGAACGCUGCUUACUGGACGGGACGCGCCCGCCACCCGAUGUGCCGCCGCGCAACCCGACCAUGUCGCGACUGAACGGCCGCAUCACCGGCAACCCCGCCGACUUGGCCGACUUUGAGCCCUCGUGCCUCGUGCGCACGCCCUCUGGCAACUUCUACGUGCCUUCAGGCGACAUACAAAAGAAUCCAUCGAUGGAUUACAAAUCAAACUCCUCGUGUAGUAGUCCAGGCAAGGACAAGAGCACCCUCGAGAGGAUGGACCGUAACGAGCGGCACCCCGCCUUCGGGGCGCCGGUCCCCGUCCUCCCCGUGAGGAACAACCUGCGGGCGACCCACUUCCCUCCGGCUGCCUCGCGGUUCCACUUUAGGAAAGGCCUCUCUUCUAGAUGUUCCUGGAAGUGUACUGCUGUAGUGUUCAUAGUGUUGUUCGUUCUUCUUUUAGCAAUUGCGUCAUAUACAUCAGCAUCAUACUUCGUGACCUCAUAUCAUAACGCGAACCCAUGUUCAGUGGUCGUUGGCGAGUCCACUGAAGUGUUUCCGGCGUCGAAAGCGACGACGCUGGAAUCCAACAAGUCUUUAGCACGACCGCACCAAACGCCGGCCACUGGCUCAGGUAAACGCGCUCGCCGAAGUGUCGACGAGCAUGUUAGUGAACCAUCUUCUCUUUCUUCUUCGGACUCUUCCGCUGUAGAUAUGCAUGAGCUAAUCACGCCUUCUGUGGACACCUUUAGUGUAGUGCAUGGUGUAUCUGAAGGCGAAGAAGACCGGGGCAAUUUUCUUGUGUCUAGUGUAACUGUAGAUAACACUGGUGUGCUAACCGAUGUAGAGCUUAAAUCCACAACCAACAUUGAACUUGGAACGACAACGGACAUACCGCUUAAUAUUAAAACAACGAUGCUUAAUAACCCUCCUGCGGACAAUACUGAAACUAAUAACCCGACUACAGAAACGACUACUGAGGUUAGUAAUCCUAUAGAAGCAAUAAAGGAUGAUAAUCAUACAUAUAAUAGUACAGAUGUGAAGAACGUAGUAACUAACAAGCCUGAUUCACUCAUUAAUAUACCGCCAGAUAUUGCACCAAAACCAAAAAUCGAUCAUGAUAAUAUCGCUUAUGAACCUGAAGCUAUGCAAAGUGAUGCACUUUCAUCCGUUUUGUGGCGAGGUUUACAAAGAGUUAAAUAUUUAAAGUUAGAAUCACAAUUAGAAGAAGUAAACGAGGAACUGCAUAUUAAAAUAAAGGAAUCUGAGGAUAUUGAUAAUGAACUUAAGAAAUUCCAUUAUGAUACUGAACGAAAUGAAGACCAGGUCGUUACAACAUCAGCUAUAACUACAGUACCAGUAACAACUGCAGAGCCAACCAUUUCGGAAACCAAAACUAAAAUAACUACCAUAUCUUCGACAAGUGAAAUUAAUAAAGCACCUGAAAAGCAUGUUAUUAUUUCCACGGAACCAUCACUGAGUGUUACUAACUUUAACAACCCAAUAGAUAGUAAUUCAACAGAUAACAUAGAUGCCGAAGGCUCUACUGUAAAUUUUGCUGAAUCCAAAACCCCGGAAACACCUAACUCAAAACAUGUUAUGAUUAAUCUUACAAUAUCGGCUGAUGGCGCAGACAACUCUGCUUACAAACCGCUUUAUUCAUUGACAGUGAAAGUACCUACAGAUGGCGAAAGCAAUGAGUUACCAAGUGUUCGCAUAACUCCAGUAGAUGUGGCACCAACCGAAUCGACUUUCAACAACCCGAGAAUAAUAGAAUCACCAUUGAAACCAGUGACAUCAGCACCACCUAAAACUAUUUUUGAAGGAGGAACUUGUGAAUGCACUUGUCCCGUAUGCGAUGGGUCAGGAGACGGCUCAUAUGACGAUUAUUAUGAUAAACCGACUACUGAUAAACCCGGCUUCGAAGAGACUUCAAAAACUACAGAUAUCUUCUCAACCUUAAAUUAUAAUACAACCGAAACGACUACAGAAGGGGAAACGUCAACCUAUGAAACAACCAGCGAAGAGGUAUCAACACUGACUGACUCGACAACUGACCUCACCACGGAAACAGCAACCGAAUGCCCGACCACCACUGAGGCACCGAAAUGUGUAUGUCCAAAGAUUACUCCACCACCCAUACUUAUCUUGGAAGGUGCGCGAACAUUCCCCGCACAGUCGUUCCCGCCAGACGGGACGACAUUCAAACAAAUUAACUUAGGUGAAAAAUUAUCAGAAGAAAUCCCUCCAUAUAGUUACUGGAACAUGCAGUUCUAUCAGUCAGAAGCUUCUUACGUCAAGUUCGACUACAUGAUACCUCGGGGAGCGUCAAUUGGCGUGUAUGCGAGGCGAAAUGCUUUGCCCACUCAUACGCAAUACCACUUCCUGGAAGUCCUUAGCGGUUUCAAGGCGAGAUCCACGAGAGCUUCACAUCCAUCCGUAAAGAAAGAAGUAACGCAUUACAUGGAGCAAGGCCACUGGUUCCUAUCACUUUACAACGACGACGGCGACCCCAGGGAAAUAUCCUUCAUCGCGGCGGUGGCUGAAGACAUGACCCAUAAUUGUCCCAACGGCUGCUCAGGCAAGGGCGAGUGCCUUAUGGGGCAUUGCCAAUGUCAACCAGGAUUCGGAGGAGACGACUGUAGCGAGAGUGUAUGUCCAGUUCUAUGCAGCCAACGCGGUGAAUAUAUUAAUGGUGAAUGUCAGUGCAACCCCGGGUGGAAGGGCAAAGAGUGCUCCCUCCGACACGACGAGUGCGAAGUGCCCGACUGCAAUGGUCACGGCCACUGCGUGAACGGAAAGUGUUCUUGCGUGAGGGGCUACAAGGGGAAAUUCUGCGCCGAGGUCGACUGCCCACACCCGACUUGCUCGGGCCAUGGGUUCUGCAUCGAAGGGACCUGUGUGUGCAAGAAAGGGUGGAAAGGCCUAGACUGUGCGACUAUGGACAAGGACGCGCUUCAGUGCCUGCCAGACUGCUCUGGACAUGGGACCUUUGAUGUUGACACGCAAACUUGCACGUGCCAUGCAAGAUGGUCGGGAGAGGACUGCUCCAAAGAGGUGUGCGACCUCGACUGCGGCCCCCACGGCAGAUGUGUGGGAGAGUCGUGCGUCUGUGACCCCGGCUGGACUGGCGAGUUUUGCACGUCUAAACUUUGCGACGCGCGCUGCAGCGACCACGGGCAAUGCAAGAAUGGAACCUGCCUCUGUGUGUCUGGCUGGAACGGGAGACAUUGCACGCUGGAGGGCUGUCCACGAGGCUGUGCUGGCCACGGCCAGUGCCGAGUGGCCAAUGACGGCCACUGGGAGUGCAAAUGCUUCGACGGCUGGGACGGCCCCGACUGCACAACGUUGAAAGAGCAGAUUUGUGAUGAUGGAAAGGAUAAUGAUAAAGAUGGCCUUGUGGACUGCGAAGACCCAGAAUGCUGUCAAUCCGUUGCCUGUAAGGGCAGCCAGCUCUGCGUAUCAUCUCCCAAGCCCACCGACAUCCUGCUGCGCAAGCAACCACCCGCCAUCACGGCAUCCUUCUUCGAGAGGAUGAAGUUCCUCAUCGACGAAGGUAGUCUCCAGAACUAUGCCAAACAGGAGACCUUCAAUGAGAGCCGUUCCGCGGUGAUCCGAGGCCGCGUGGUCACCUCGCUGGGCUCCGGGCUGGUGGGCGUGAGGGUGUCCACGUCCACGCCGCUGGAAGGCUUCACGCUCACGCGGGAGGACGGCUGGUUCGACCUGCUCGUGAACGGCGGUGGCGCGGUCACCCUACACUUUGGACGGGCGCCAUUCAAGCGCUCCUCGCAAGUUGUCUUCGUGCCUUGGAAUGAGGUUGUGAUAAUCGACUCGGUGGUGAUGACGACGGCGGACGAGAAGGGCGGGUCGGGCCCGCCGCAGGCGUGCCUGGCGCACGACUACGACGCCAUGAAGCCCGUGGUGCUCGCCACGUGGAAGCACGGCUUCCAGGGCGCCUGUCCAGACAAGAGCGCCAUACUCGCCGAAUCACAGGUUGUUCAAGAAAGUCUCCAAAUCCCCGGCACCGGAUUAAACCUGGUAUACCACAGCUCUCGAGCUGCUGGCUAUUUAUCCACCAUCCAACUUCAAUUGACGCCCGAAAAAGUACCUCCAACAUUAGCCCUCAUCCAUCUGAGAAUCACGAUCGAAGGAAUCCUGUUCGAAAAGACGUUUGAAGCCGAUCCCGUCAUCAAAUUCACGUAUCCGUGGAACCGGCUGAACGUGUACCGGCAGAGAGUGUAUGGAGUCACCACGGCACUGGUGAAAGUUGGUUACCAAUACACGGACUGCAAAGACAUCAUCUGGAACGUGCAGACGACGAAACUGAGCGGGCACGAUAUGAGCAUAUCUGACGUCGGCGGCUGGAAUCUCGAUAUUCAUCACAGAUACAAUUUCCAUGAAGGUAUCCUGCAGAAGGGCGACGGCACGAACACGUACCUGAAGCACAAGCCGCGGCUGAUCAUCACGGCCAUGGGCGACGGGCGGCAGCGCGGGCUGGAGUGCGCGGAGUGCGCGGGCGCGGCGGGGCGGCAGCGCCUGCUGGCGCCCGUGGCGCUGGCCGCCGCGCCCGACGGCGCGCUCUACGUCGGCGACUUCAACCUCGUGCGCAAGAUCAAGCCCGACGGCGAGGUCAUGACCGUCGUCAAACUCAACGCCACACGGGUGUCAUACCGGUAUCACAUGGCUCUGUCCCCGCUCGACGGCACGCUGUACAUCUCCGACCCCGAGUCCCACCAGAUCAUUAAAGUCCGCAACACCGAGGACUACAGCGACCCCGAGCACAACUGGGAGACGGUGGUCGGCUCCGGCGAGAGAUGCCUGCCUGGAGACGAGGCCCACUGCGGCGACGGAGCUCUAGCUCGAGAUGCCAAGCUGGCCUACCCGAAAGGAGUAGCGGUAUCCAUUGACAACGUCCUAUACUUCGCCGACGGAACUAACAUUCGCAUGGUUGACCGAGAUGGCAUCAUCACUACGGUCAUCGGCAAUCACAUGCACAGAGCGCACUGGAAGCCGAUCCCUUGCGAAGGAACCUUAAGCGUAGAGGAAGUCCAUCUGAGGUGGCCCACGGAACUCGCGAUUAAUCCUUUGGACAACAGCCUUCAUAUUAUCGACGACCAUAUGAUUCUACAGAUGGCUCCGGAUGGCAGGGUCAAAGUGAUUGCUGGACGUCCCCUGCACUGCCCGUCGCCGCUGACCGGCUAUGACAUGGAACUGGCGACGUAUGCUACAUUAGUGAUGCCGCAGAGCAUUGCGUUCGGAGCUGCCGGUGACUUGUACGUAGCUGAAAGUGAUUCUCAGAGAAUAAAUAGAGUGCGAUUGAUAACUACUGAUGGCAAAAUCUCCCUGUAUGCUGGCGCGGAAUCUAAGUGCAACUGUUUGGAACGCGGUUGCGAUUGCUUCGAAGCAGAUCAUUUCCUAGCUUCCAAUUCCAAGUUCAAUACGAUCUCAGCCGUGAUUGUGAGCCCGGACGGCAUCGUGCAUAUAGCAGAUCAGGCGAACUAUAGAAUCCGAUCAGUCAUGGCCAGUAUACCCGACGCCAGUGGUUCAAGGGAGUAUGAGAUAUAUUCACCCGAUACGCAGGAAGUUUACGUUUUCAACAGAUUCGGCCAGCACAUCAUGACAAAGAACAUUCUGACUGGUGAAAAUAACUAUGUGUUCACAUACAACGUAAACACCAGCAACGGCAAGUUGAGCACAGUGACUGACGCGGCCGGUAACAAAGUCUUCCUCUUACGUGAUUAUUCCAGCCAAGUCAAUUCGAUAGAGAACACCAAGGGACAGAAAUGCAGACUCAAGAUGUCCAGAAUGAAAAUGUUACAAGAAUUACGAACACCCGACAAUUUCAAUGUAACAUUCGACUAUCACGGUACCACUGGUUUACUUAAGGCUAAAUAUGAUAGCACCGGACGCAGCUAUAUCUACAAGUAUGAUGAGUUCGGUAGACUGACUUCAGCCGUCACUCCGACCGGCAGAAUCAUUAAUUUGACCUUCGACCUGAGUCUUAAAGGCGCCACGGUUCUGGUGAGCGAAAACAAUAAGAGACCCAUUUCUAUUCUGAUUAAGGGUUCUUCCGUAAACACUAAGGUCGGCGAAGCAGAGAAGAAGACAAUCAUUUCUACGGACGGUAGCAUCUCCACCAGUAUGCCGUGGGGACAUGUUAUUUCAACGGACACUGUUCCAUACACAAUUCUCUCCGAAAUAGAUCCCAUUCUGGGCGAGAGCUACCCCGUGCCCGCGAAGCAGAGAACUGAGGUUGGCGGAGAUUUAGCAAACCGAUUUGAAUGGAGAUACUUCUUGCGCAGAUUACAAUCUAACAAAGGAAAGAGCAGCAAAGCCGUGGCCCAAAUCGGUCGCAAGCUAAGAGUAAACGGUGAGAACCUCCUGACGCUCGAAUACGAUAGAGACUCUUCUACUGUAGCCGUGUUCAUGGAUGAUAAGGUGGAGUUACUGAACGUCACGUACGAUAGAACUGCGAGGCCCGUGAAGUGGGGACCGCGGAAUGGAAUCUUCGCCGAGGUUGAACUAGAGUAUGACAGAUUCAGCCGACUAACCAGCUGGAGAUGGGGCGAUCUUAAUGAAACCUAUGGUUUCGACCGAGCUGGCCGAUUGCACGAGAUCAAAUACGGCGACGGGUCGUCCUUGGCCUAUUCCUUCAGGGAUAUGUUUACUAGUCUUCCACUAAAGGUCACGACUCCUAGAGGCAGCGAUUAUCUGUUAGACUACGACGACUCUGGCGCGCUCCAGAACCUGACCACGCCAAGAGGACACAUCCACACCUUCGCACUGAUGACUUCACUAGGCUAUUUCAAGUACCAAUAUUUCUCGCCGAUGAACAGACAUCCUUAUGAAAUCCUAUACAACGAUGACGGACACAUUCUGGCUAAGAUCUUCCCGCACCAAUCUGGUAAGAUAUUAUACGUGUACGACCAGGCGGGCAAGUUGGAGACGAUAUUAGCUGGCGCGUCCGCUAUCCGCUACGUGUACCACGAAAAUACUCACCUGGUGAAGAAUGUGGAAAUAACGGAUCCCGAUUACGAUCUCAAACAGGACUAUAAGUACCAUGCCGGCAUUCUCAAAGACGAGAAGAUGAAAUUCAACUCUAAGAGUGGUCUUAACAAUGCACACUUCAAAUAUCAGUAUGAUGGCAACGCCAGGCUUUCAACGAUUGACGUUAACAUUAAUAGCAAGGAAAUGCCCCAGUUGAGGCUGAAGUACAACCAAAACAUGGGUACCUUAGAAGGAGUAAGCGACUUGAGGAUCUACAGGAACACGUUCAAUCGAUCCGUCAUGCAAGACACAAGCAAGCAAUACUUCACCAUCACCGACUACGAUGACCACGGCAGAAUAAAAACAGUGCUCAUGAAUAUUAAAUCAUUCGAUGUCUUCCGCCUCGAACUGGAAUACGAUGCCAGAAACAGAAUCAAGUCUAAAAAGAUGUUGAUCGGCGACACGUCUUCCAGCGAACGAAUCAGUUACAACUUCGACGGACAUCUCAUGGAAGUGGUCGGCUCCGAAGAUGAUUGGAAAUACGUUUACGAUGAGAACGGUAACGUCAUUGGUGUGAUCGAGCACGGUGAGAAGCGGUACCUGGGCUACGAUAUCGGCGACAGGGUCGUCCAGUACGGCGACAUUGAGUUCAGCAGCUACGACGGCCGAGGCUUCGUUAUCAGGAGGGGAGAACAGAAAUACCGCUACAAUUCCCGAGGACAGUUCGUGCAUGCCUUCGAAAGAGACAAAUUCCAGAUGUGGUACUACUACGAUAACAGGAAUCGACUGGUCGCCUGGAAGGACGAUAAGAAUAAUGUCACCCAAUUCUUCUACACCAAUCCUCAAACUCCUAAUCUUAUCACACACAUGCAUUAUCCUAAAGCCGAGAAAACUGUAAGGUUCCUUUACGACCAGCGGAACUUCCUUACAUGCAUAGAAACGGAAGACCAGAGGUUCUAUGUUGCGACAGACCACAACGGCUCGCCGCUCGUCGUGUUCGACGUCAACGGUGAAAUCAUAAAGGAAAUCAAACGCAGCCCCUUCGGAAAGUUAAUAAAAGACACCAACCCCGGCUUCUACGUGCCCGUAGACUUCCACGGCGGUAUAUUUGAUUACAACACGAAUCUCGUCUAUCUGGACAACAGGCUGUACGACCCGAUAGUCGGGCAAUGGAUGACGCCGAGCUGGGAACACUUGGCAACCAAACUCAGUCUUCCAACGGAUAUUUUCAUCUACAGAUUUAAGAACAACGAUCCGAUAAAUAAGAACCAGAACGUACCGUACAUGACGAACCUGGGAAGCUGGCUCGAGCUGUACGGCUACGACCUGAACAAGAUGAUGGGAUCGAGGUACAUCACCGACAUGAUCUUCCAACCGAUAACUUCCGUGUCGGCGCCACAUUUGGCGCCCGAUUUCGGUGUGAUGUCUGGUCUUCAGUGCAUCAUUGAGAAGGUAAAUGACAAACUGUCGGACAUCGACUUCGUGCCGACGCCGCUCCUGAAGAUGGAGCCGAUCACGCGCAACCUGCUGCCGCGCGUGUCGUACAAACGCGGCGUGUUCGGGUCGGGCGUGCUGAUCUCGCGUGUGGACGGCCGCGCCUACAUCAGCGUGGCGGACGGCGCCAACAGCGUCGUCGAGGACGUCAUCACCACCGUCUUCAACAACUCCUACUUCCUCGAUGUACACUUCAGCAUACACGAUCAGGACGUCUUCUACUUCGUCAAAGAUAAUUCGCUGAAAAUCAGAGAUGAUAUGGAGGAGCUGAGACGGUUGUCUGGGAAGUUCAACGUGUCGCAGGACGAAACGAAUGAUCAAGGCUUAGAGGUUCGAGUCCACGCGGUGGGGUCGGGCGCGGCGCAGGCGGUGGUGGUGCUGCGCUACGGCGUGGAGCCGGCGGCGGAGCGGCUGAAGCUGCUGAAGCACGCGCACAAGCGCGCCGCCGCGCGCGCCUGGGAGCGCGAGAAGGCGCUGGUGGCGGCGGGCUGGGAGGGCCGCGGCGCGUGGAGCGAGGAGGAGAAGGAGGAGCUCAUCUCGCACGGCGUGGUGGACGGCUGGGCCGCGCGCGACGUGCACUCCGUGGCCAGGUACCCGCAGCUGGCCGACGACCCCGCCAACAUCGUGUUCGUGCGCGACGCGCGCCGCAAGCGGAGGCGGAGCGGCCGCUCGCGCCACCGCUCGUGAUCUGUCUGAACGUGCCAUUACUUGACGCCGUCUCGACCUCGGGGCGUUCCGGAUUCGAAACGGCUUUAGAUUUAUUUUUAUAGGACUGAAGUUGUCGGCCUUUUGAUGAUGAGUUGUGAUGGAAGUGAUCGGGAUAGUUGGGAUGGAUAUUGUGAAGGGAGAGUUGGGACGGUUUAUGGAUUGACGAUUACGUUUGUAGGCCAUAGUAGUGCGUUUCGUUACCCGCUUUGCGUACUUAGGCGAGUCAAUUAUUUUGAUCCCCUUAUUUUUAAUAUAUUUUCGCCCUAUACUCAUUCUCGGACUGAAAAUGAAUCUCACGAACGACUCUCACAGGGUACCGGGUCAUAAAGAUAACAUAAUAAUAAAGAUAUAAUAAUGAGCGAUGAACUGAACAUAAUAAACCAAAAUACUCAUACGAUCACAAUUUUUAACCCUUUAAAAGAUUAUUUUAGUAGUACCUACAUAUUUUUAUCGAUAUACUCUCGUCACUUAGAAUUAUUAUUUACACGAAAAUGUAGCCCUAUCACAUUGUAGCCAAAUAUCUCAUGCUAUCCAUAAUGUAAUUUGGUUAUUUGUAAAUACUAUUUUUAUUAGUCUCGUAGUUGUUCCUUUAAAUAUUAGACCUAAGGUCUUUUUUUACUUCGCAAUACUAUUACUAUUUAAGCAAUAUUUUAUACCUAAUGUUUUUUAUAAAAGCGCCUCUGACAUGAAAUCGAAUGACCCCAACGCUAGCUACUCUACUCUAGAACCUCGUCGGUAGGGCGAGUCCACGCGAGCUCCCGUAGCCUAGCCCACUUCGGAGACAGAGUUCUAAGUAGCGAUACAGUAAUCCCAUUAGAAUGGCCUCAUACUAAAUAGACAAAUAAAGUAAAUAUAAUAAUUUAAUUACAUAAAACGUUAAUACGUACUUCUGCAUGUGUUGUGCAAUAAAAAGGGUAGUUUUACAUGUAGAGGCUUCUUGCUGACUUAUCAUUCUACGCACGUUUCUAGAGACUGAGACUUAUUACUAUUUUUUAUGUUUUUCGUUCACGGACUGCUCAAAAGCAAAACCCAAACGAUCAGUGAUAUUUAUUCCUAUACCCAAUAUUAUAUACCGUAUUAUUUAUAUUUCUUAUUUAUUAUUGAAUUUAUCUUUUAUAAUGAACUGUUUUUGAAAUGAAUUUAUAAUUGUAACUAUGUAAUGCAAUUGCUGUCAAGCGGCAGUGUUUUUGGGCAGUCUAGUGUCCGAACUUGUGAUUUGUGAAUUCAUCUACAGUAAGUCAGCGAGCAAGGAGUAAUUUAUAACUGUAGUUGAUAGUAUAUGUCCAUAAAUGUGAAUCAUUUAAAUUGUGGUGUCUACUCUGUGUUAGAGGUACUAAGUAGCUAGUUGACUGAGGUGGACGUGAAUAUUUGAUACAAAAAUUGUUGCGGUGGGAACUUCGGCACCCAGCGGCCGGACGGCCCAGCGAAGGUGAUAUUUUUGGAAUAUGUGACUAAAAAAGCAAUACGUCGUAAUGUAAUACGUCUUAUCAUUUAUCUAACUAUAAGAUGUAUUUUUAUUUAAAUUAAUUAAUAAUAAUGAAAUAUAUAUCUAUUGUGAAUGUAGUUAUUGAUUUCGCGGUGAUAUAAAACUAGAGCGGUAUAAUUCUUUUUUUAUAAUGUAUAAAGAAUUCUAAUUUGUAAAUAGGUACUUAAAGUUGAGAUGUAAUCUGUAAAAAUAUUGUACAUAUCUUUACGCUUGGAAUUAUUUAUAAUUUACCCUCUAAGUUAGGAUAUGGUGUAAUAUAUCGGCAGAGAGGCUCUAGAAUCUACUCCACAGGCGACUGCUACUCACUCGAAUGUAUUACAUGAUCUGUAAUAAUAAAAUUGACUUUAUUACUUCGUAAAGACGGGCAUUACGGGCGAAACGAAGUGGGCCAGUACAUUGGUGUCAAAUCGCGUUGUGCGCAACCAAUGCCAGCCAAUCGUGCAGUCUAACGCAACUAGGAGCAAAACCUUGUACUUAUAUACUCCAUAUACGUCUUUACGAAGUAAUAAGUAUAUGAGUCAAUAAAUAAUAAGUAAUAAUGAUAACACUUGAUACUGACAAAGGCACAUCACUACAUCUAUAUAAAAUUAGCCAUAAUAAAGUAUCAAGUUUUAUUAUUAUUAUAUGAUUUGUCGUUAGGACAAAUCGUUUUGCAAUACCGCUAAAAUAAUUUUCAAUAGCGUCAAACAUCUACAAGAAAUGUUUUAAAAAUACUUCACUACUGGUCUUGAUGUAAAAAGGUGGCACUGCAAUCUGCCGAACUGUAGACUGUCGAAAUAAUUAUUAAUAGGACACCCAAGAACAAUCAUGUUGGAUCAUCAAACUUUGUCGCUACGUGUCGGCGCAAACCGCUUAGAAAAAUAACCGUAAUCAGUGCCUGAGGGCCUACCGCGAACACCAAAGUUCGCAAAUUGCGGGCAUCUUUCUCUGUCACUCUAAUGACGUCGUAAUUGGAGUAAAAGAGAAAGAUGCCCGCAGUUCCCAAUCUUCGGUGUUCGCCGUUGGCAAUCUGGACUUGAGUAUGCAGGACACAUGCCUACUUGCCUAAUAUGCCUGGAUACUUAAGGCAGGGGCACUGACUAUUCAAUCAGAUGCAAGAAUAUCUAGGCUUCUUACAGUUAUAAGGCAAUCAAAAAUACAUUGGAGAUAUUAAUGUAUUUGCAGUUGUGAUAUUUUUGCUGCUGACUGUAAGACUGUAUUAAAAACAACAAUAAUUCCACUAGUACCAUACUUGUCAUAGUUACAUAAAUUAGAACAUCCAUGAUUCCGUGUCGCCAUAAGGCUGCCUUACUCUGAAGCGGAGAUGAGACGUCCGGAAUUGGUUGUAAUCCCUCACCUCCGCCUUAGUGGUAAGGUAACAUUAGCAUUAUUUACGCUUUCCGAAACAAAAAACUUUGCAUUAGAAACCAUUCGUUUCAGAACUUGCCGUUAUCAAUUAUCAUCAAUGUUUCUAAGCAAUAGACUCAGCUUCUAGAUGUAAUAGAGCGCUUCACAUAGUCGGGAGGCGUAGCAUAGUCCGGGAUCCGAACUGCAUUUACCUGUACUAUAGUAGACAAGCGUAGCCCCUUUAAGACUCUGGAUGUGUAAAGAGUUCCGUACUCGCUAGAAGUGCGUGCGACAGCAUGUACAAUAAUAACAUAGAAAGUAUUCUAAUGGAAUAUGUAAUAAAAAUAUUAAAUUAUA
Cydia pomonella (codling moth) is the source of this 14204-nucleotide messenger RNA. It is a transcript of the gene Ten-m, whose product is annotated as teneurin-m. The transcript is spliced from 20 exons. Bases 1559 to 11014 code for a protein of 3151 amino acids. NCBI's taxonomy places the organism in Eukaryota, Metazoa, Arthropoda, Insecta, Lepidoptera, Tortricidae. The record is from RefSeq and is a predicted model, not a curated record. Gene Ontology annotation, biological process: motor neuron axon guidance.